This is a messenger RNA of Ipomoea triloba (trilobed morning glory), 4321 nucleotides long. RefSeq names its product ABC transporter B family member 19. The coding region runs from base 304 to 4053 and encodes 1249 amino acids. Gene Ontology annotation, molecular function: ABC-type transporter activity; ATP hydrolysis activity; ATP binding. Gene Ontology annotation, cellular component: membrane. NCBI's taxonomy places the organism in Eukaryota, Viridiplantae, Streptophyta, Magnoliopsida, Solanales, Convolvulaceae. Gene Ontology annotation, biological process: transmembrane transport. The transcript is spliced from 10 exons. The record is from RefSeq and is a predicted model, not a curated record.
UCUCACUUCUCAUUUGACUACUGGUCUUUCUCCGGCGACCAAUCUUUCUCUUUCUAUAACUCCGGCGACUCAAUCUCUCUCUCUAUAACUCCGGCUUCUCUCCGUAUCAUCUCAAGACGUACGGAGAGAAUUGAAGAAUAUUUGAAAAGUGCAUUUUAAGCUUUAGAUCUCUAUCUGCCUCAGCCUUUCAUGGCGAACUGAUUGAGUUUCCGAAUUGAAGUUCGUUGGUGUUUUCACGGCGAGGAAGAGGCUGUUUGUUAGUUGUUUUGGUGUGUACGUGCUAGCUAGAGUUGAGGUGCUUUAAUGGCGGAGAGUGGUGAAGGGAAAGCAAUGCCGGAGGCGGAGAAGAAGAAGGAGCAGUGCGUUCCUUUUCACCAGCUGUUUUGUUUCGCUGAUAAAUACGAUUGGGCGUUGAUGACCCUUGGAAGCUUAGGCGCCAUUGUUCAUGGCUCUUCCAUGCCCGUCUUCUUCCUCCUCUUCGGCCAGAUGGUGAAUGGUUUCGGCAAAAACCAGACCGAUUUCCAUGCCAUGACUCAUGAAGUCUCUAAGUACGCUUUGUAUUUCGUCUAUCUUGGCCUGAUCGUUUGCGUUUCAUCCUACGCCGAGAUUGCGUGUUGGAUGCACAGUGGGGAGCGGCAGGCGGGGGCAUGGCGGAGGAAGUAUUUGGAAGCAGUGCUGAAACAGGACGUUGGAUUCUAUGACACUGACGCGAGGACUGGCGAUAUUGUUUUUAGCGUCUCAACGGAUACUCUGUUGGUCCAAGAUGCCAUAAGUGAGAAGGUGGGGAACUUCAUUCAUUAUCUGUCAACAUUCUUGGCUGGACUGGUGGUUGGUUUUGUGUCAGCAUGGAGGUUAGCUCUUCUCAGUGUGGCUGUAAUACCUGGAAUUGCAUUUGCUGGGGGAUUGUAUGCUUAUACUCUCACAGGUCUCACGUCCAAAAGUCGUGAAUCAUACGCCAAUGCUGGGAUCAUUGCAGAGCAGGCUAUUGCACAAGUUAGGACAGUUUACUCGUAUGUUGGCGAGAGCAAAGCCCUAAACUCGUAUUCAGAUGCGAUCCAGAACACGCUCAAACUUGGAUAUAAGGCGGGGAUGGCCAAAGGAUUGGGGUUAGGAUGUACCUAUGGAAUAGCAUGCAUGUCGUGGGCACUUGUUUUCUGGUAUGCUGGUGUUUUCAUCAGGAAUGGUCAGUCUGAUGGUGGAAAGGCGUUUACUGCUAUUUUUUCAGCCAUAGUUGGUGGCAUGAGUUUGGGGCAGUCGUUUUCCAACCUUGGAGCCUUUAGUAAAGGCAAAGCAGCGGGAUACAAGUUAAUGGAGAUUCUCAAGCAGAAACCGACAAUAGUUCAAAAUCCCACAGACGGGAAGUCCCUGGCUGAGGUCCAGGGAAAUAUUGAGUUCAAAAACGUAACCUUCAGCUAUCCUUCCAGACCCGAUGUCAUUAUCUUCCGAAAUUUCUCCAUUUUCUUCCCUGCUGGGAAGACCGUUGCAGUUGUGGGUGGCAGUGGCUCUGGGAAAAGCACUGUUGUGUCUCUGAUAGAAAGAUUCUAUGAUCCUAAUGAAGGUGAAAUUUUACUGGAUAACGUGGACAUAAGGACUCUCCAGCUUAGUUGGUUGCGAGAUCAGAUUGGUUUGGUGAACCAAGAACCCGCACUGUUUGCUACCACCAUACUUGAGAACAUACUAUAUGGAAAGCCCGAUGCAACCAUGGUCGAAGUGGAGGCUGCUACCGCUGCUGCUAAUGCUCAUAGCUUUAUUUCCUUGCUUCCCAACGGAUACAACACUCAGGUGGGAGAGCGUGGUGUCCAACUCUCUGGUGGUCAGAAGCAGAGAAUUGCGAUUGCAAGAGCUAUGUUAAAGAACCCGAAGAUCCUACUGCUAGAUGAAGCUACUAGCGCCCUCGAUGCAGGCUCAGAGAGCAUCGUGCAGGAGGCUCUAGACCGUCUAAUGGUUGGCAGAACGACUGUGGUUGUUGCUCACCGGCUGUCUACAAUUAGAAACGUUGAUUCUAUUGCAGUCAUACAGCAAGGGAAAGUUGUUGAAACGGGGAACCAUGAGGAAUUGAUAGCCAAAGCGGGGGCGUAUUCUUCCUUAAUCAGAUUCCAGGAAAUGGUUGGGAAUAGAGACUUUUCAAACCCAUCAACCCGUCGUUCACGUUCAACAAGGCUAAGUCACUCGUUGUCAACAAAGUCUUUGAGUCUCCGGUCUGGCAGUUUGAGAAACUUGAGCUAUUCUUACAGCACGGGUGCUGAUGGGCGCAUAGAGAUGAUAUCAAACGCUGAAACAGAUAAGAAAACUCGGGCUCCAGAUGGGUACUUCUGCCGCCUUCUCAAACUAAAUGCUCCUGAGUGGCCCUAUUCUGUAAUGGGGGCCGUGGGAUCCUUGCUCUCCGGUUUCAUCGGUCCAACUUUUGCAAUUGUCAUGAGCAACAUGAUCGAGGUUUUCUACUACACAAACCCUGCUAGCAUGGAACGAAAGACCAAGGAGUACGUCUUCAUUUACAUUGGAAUAGGCCUUUAUGCUGUGGUUGCAUAUUUGAUUCAGCAUUACUUCUUUAGCAUUAUGGGCGAGAAUCUUACCACGAGGGUGAGAAGGAUGAUGCUGGCAGCAAUUCUAAGAAAUGAAGUUGGAUGGUUUGACGAGGAGGAGAACAAUUCCAGCCUUCUUGCAGCCCGCUUAGCGACAGAUGCUGCAGAUGUUAAAUCUGCCAUUGCCGAGAGAAUCUCUGUGAUACUGCAAAACAUGACCUCUCUUCUAACUUCAUUCAUUGUCGCUUUCAUUGUGGAAUGGAGGGUCUCACUACUCAUCCUCGGGACAUUUCCACUUCUCGUCCUGGCUAAUUUUGCUCAGCAACUCUCACUCAAAGGUUUCGCCGGAGACACGGCUAAGGCGCAUGCAAAGACUAGUAUGAUUGCAGGGGAAGGCGUGAGCAACAUCAGAACAGUGGCGGCCUUCAACGCCCAGGAGAAGAUACUUUCAUUGUUUGCCCAAGAACUCAGAGUCCCACAAAAGCAAAGCCUUCGCCGCAGUUUACUCUCAGGCUUCCUGUUUGGUCUCUCCCAGCUCGCCCUCUACUCCUCAGAAGCUUUGAUCUUAUGGUAUGGCGUUCAUCUCGUCACCAAAGGACUGUCCACAUUCUCGAAGGUCAUCAAGGUCUUCGUGGUUCUCGUGGUGACAGCGAAUUCAGUUGCAGAAACCGUCAGUUUGGCCCCGGAGAUUGUCCGGGGCGGUGAAGCAGUUGCUUCCGUGUUCUCCAUUCUUGAUCGUCACACCCGGAUUGACCCCGAUGAUCCUGAUGCGGAUCCCGUGGAGACAAUCCGGGGCGACAUUGAGCUCCGGCAUGUCGAUUUUGCUUAUCCGUCCAGACCAGAUGUUUGUGUUUUUAAGGAUCUUAACCUCAGGAUCCGGGCGGGGCAAAGCCAGGCGCUAGUGGGGGCGAGCGGCUCAGGGAAGAGCUCUGUCAUUGCGUUGAUAGAGCGGUUCUAUGACCCCACGGCCGGGAGAGUGAUGAUCGACGGGAAAGACAUCAGGAGACUGAACCUGAAAUCUCUGCGGCUCAAGAUCGGAUUGGUUCAGCAAGAGCCGGCGCUAUUCGCCGCCAGCAUUUUCGACAACAUAGCCUACGGCAAAGAAUCCGCCACGGAAUCUGAAGUCACAGAAGCAGCCCGGGCUGCAAACAUGCACAACUUCAUUAUAGGACUACCCGACGGAUACAAAACCCCGGUGGGCGAGCGGGGCGUUCAGCUCUCGGGCGGCCAAAAGCAGCGGAUUGCCAUCGCCCGGGCGGUCCUCAAGGACCCGUCGAUCCUCCUGCUCGACGAGGCCACAAGCGCCCUGGACGCCGAAUCCGAGUGCGUCCUGCAAGAAGCCCUGGAAAGGCUAAUGAGAGGAAGAACCACAGUUCUUGUUGCCCACAGGCUAUCCACCAUUCGAAACGUGGACAGCAUCGGGGUCGUGCAAGACGGCCGGAUAGUCGAGCACGGGAGCCACUCCGAGCUAAUCAGCCGGCCGGAAGGCGCAUAUUCGAGGCUGCUGCAACUGCAGCACCAUCGCAUAUGAAUCAUGCAUGCAGAAAGCAAGAGCAGGCUAAGCAACAUGGAAUGGUGGUGAUGAUGAGUGUGUGGGGAGGUUUGGUUGUUGGGUCCCAUUAACAGUAGCUUUCUUUCAUCUUUUAUUGAUGGUGAUGGUGAUAGUUGUAGAUAUAUGUGGGCAUGAAGUCAAAAUAUUCUGUGAUAUUCUAUGUACUCUUUUUAACUUCAUUCCCAAUGGAGAACAUAUGUUAAAAUAUUGAUGUUGUCUAUGGAGCAUAGCCUUUAUCUUUUGAUUA